AUGAAAGGAGGCUGGCAUCCCAAAGGAAAGGAUGGUGGUCGCGAGUCAUGGCGCGGCGACUUCAAGGGCAUCAAUCAAGUGGCAGGUUGGAUGGGCAAGGGCAAACACGCCGAACUACAAGCAGCGAACGAACACGUCUCGAGGCCACUGGCGACUUUGAAAGAUCCUUCCUCUUUUGGUCCUCCACCAAAGAACGUUAACUACCAUGGAGGGGCAGCGUUGCCCAACGAGAUUACUCCCCACCGCGAGGGCCUUGGGGCUCCCCUGCCGCAGGACCAUCUCUCUCGUACCCAGAGUGCAACUGCAGUUCCAACAGCGCAAGAGGUUGAACAGUCUGGAAGGCCAUCACCACCAGUACUGCCUUAUCGAGCAGAUCGUACUGGUUUGAGAACAGACAAUCUGCCACCUCCCCCAGUCCGCGCAGGUGGGCUCCGAUCCUCCCAGUCACCGGCGCCCACCAUUCAGCCACGACUCCCUCCAAGACUACCAACCAGACAGAACACGAGAUCUCCACCAGCCCAAGAGCCACCUCCUCCUUCGUACGAUGUAGUGACGGAUCAGAAUGCAACAAGCCCUUUCAUAAAUCAGGCUGCAGUUGGUAAGCUAGGCAAGGCUGGUGUAUCUGUUCCUGGUCUUGGUAUCGGCAACCAGACUGAGACAAAUCCCUGGGCAAACGAAGGUAGUCAGUCCCAAACAUCUAGCACCAAUCAGUUAUCAGAGCUACACUCGAGGUUCGCAAAGGUGAAAUCGCCAUCCCAUGACACCACUGAUAUCCCAACUGCUCCGAAUGCUCAGGCAAACCCUCCUGUAGAAACCUCUUUGCCGUCAUGGCAGCAAUCACAAUCCGCGUUCAAGGCAGCACAAAAUAUGAGGAUGAAUCCUCAAUCAGUCACCUUGGCAGAUGCUCAAUCUGCUGCCCAGACCGCCAGCCAAGCUCAGAGAUCUGCCAGUGGAUUUAAAGAGAAGCAUGCUGAUAAAAUCGCAAAUGCUCAAGCCAAAGCAAAAUCGUGGGAUCAGAGAUACAAAGUGACAUCAAAGAUCAACAAAUUUCUGGACGAUCAAUCCGAUCCGAAUCCUGCCCAGCAGCCACCACAGUCUGUGCCGGCUGGGCAACAGUAUCAGCAACCAAUACACAAUCCAGGGACUUAUACCUCACACCCUCAGCUUUCGCAGAACUCGGCCGUUGUACCACAACCAGUACAGUCACCGCCUAUCUCUGAGCUAUCUGCCUCAAUAGCCAGAAAGCCACCGCCUCCUCCUGCACCAAGAAAGCCAGCCAAUCUACAGGCUCCUCCGCCGGUCCCUACAGGAACUAAACCAAACUUCGGCUGA
Messenger RNA from Lithohypha guttulata, 1332 nucleotides. RefSeq lists its product as uncharacterized. NCBI's taxonomy places the organism in Eukaryota, Fungi, Ascomycota, Eurotiomycetes, Chaetothyriales, Trichomeriaceae. The record is from RefSeq and is a predicted model, not a curated record. The transcript has 2 exons. The coding region runs from base 1 to 1332 and encodes 443 amino acids.